This is a messenger RNA of Arachis ipaensis, 1464 nucleotides long. RefSeq lists its product as uncharacterized. NCBI's taxonomy places the organism in Eukaryota, Viridiplantae, Streptophyta, Magnoliopsida, Fabales, Fabaceae. Gene Ontology annotation, molecular function: box C/D methylation guide snoRNP complex binding. The record is from RefSeq and is a predicted model, not a curated record. Gene Ontology annotation, biological process: box C/D snoRNP assembly.
CCAAUUUUGAAUCGUGAGAGAACAACUUGUCUUUUCAAGCUUACAUGUUUAAAGGUUAAAAAUCACCCUAAAUCAUUAACCCCCGCUGCCGCCGCCUUCCUCUUCUCCCCUUCCUUCCCCUUUUCUCUCUUCCAACUCCAGCAGAGGCACCCCCGCCGGCAUUGUUUCUCUGUUCUCCACAUCUCCUACGCCGUUCACCUCUUGCGUCGCGGCUCCCGUCUCUCCCCCUUUGGCUGCUGCAAGCGUCUCUUCCCGCUUGCCCGCGUCGCUGCCGCCAGCGUCUUUUUGCCACUGUUGGACAAACCUUUGAACCCGUCACUUGACCGGUUCAGUUCUCGCAACCUUACUCUCUCAUCCACUCACACUCACUCUGCGUCUCUGCCUCGCCGCCACUGCCUCGUCUCCACUGUCCCUCGACAUCGCCUCUCACCACUCGGUUUGUGGCCUCGCCUCUUCCUCUGAGCCUCUGCGUCUUGCCGACUAGCCGUGCCUCCCUCUGUCGCCGUCAGUCCGUCACGGUCCCACUGCGUUGCCCCUCCCUUUCCGUGGCCAAUUUACGGUCCAUCUGCAGCCAGCAGUCAUAACUGCCAGAGUCUCCAUGGCAGAAAGGAGCAAGGAGCUUCUUCACUUGGAGCACAAGGCCACACCCCUCUCAUCCUUAGAAUCCACACUUCUUGUUUGUAACGGCAAAAGAGAACAAUGCACUCAAACUAAGAUACUUCCCCCUAAUGGCACUCCUCUUACUUCUAUUCCCAAAAGCCAACUUUUAGGGAAGGUUAAAGAUUUCUUAGGAGUGAUGUCAGAAGCAAAUAAGCGGCUGGAACUUGAUGCGAAGGAUCAUCCUGAGAAUUACAAUAUUGAAGAGCUCACUGGAAAUGAAUCCAAAGUUAUUGAAAUGGAUUUGAUGCUUGGUGUUGCGGAUCUUAAUACACCUGAGGCUGUGGCUGCUGCUGAAUCAGCAAUUUCCAGUUGUCAGCCUGCGAUUUCAUUGGCCGCUGAUGGCAAAGACACAGACACAGAUUCAGAUGAAAGCAGUGCUGAAGAUGAUAACGAGGAUGAUGGAAUUAGAAGUGGUGAUGCUGGAAAUGAUGGUAGAAAGCUUUCAUCUCUUGAUGAUGAAAAACGGAAGGGAAAUCAUAAUUCCAAAAAACGAGCAAGGAUAGUUGAGCUCUCAUGAACUCGAUGGUGUGUGAUAACUGGUAACGGGUUAUGAGAACUAGAUGCAUGAGUUGGCGUAAAUUGUUGUAUGUACUUACUAAGAUGAUAUCAGCAAGAAUCAAAAUGCAUCUUUUACAUCUAGGGUAGGAAUAUAUUGUUUGAUUUUGGCUUAUGUUUGAGAUCAAACAAUAGCAGCCUCCAUAUGAGUUAAUUUAGUGGUAACUCCUCAAUGAGCUAUGCAUGUAUUUAUGCCCUUAAUGGCAGAGGAUUUCGGUGUAGCAAUACUUAUUAAUUUGUUUUUAUGAG